Frankliniella occidentalis (western flower thrips) is the source of this 4344-nucleotide messenger RNA. Its product is annotated as neuroligin-2-like. The transcript has 13 exons. Gene Ontology annotation, biological process: synaptic vesicle endocytosis; modulation of chemical synaptic transmission; chemical synaptic transmission. Gene Ontology annotation, cellular component: synapse; postsynaptic membrane; cell surface. The coding region runs from base 443 to 2989 and encodes 848 amino acids. NCBI's taxonomy places the organism in Eukaryota, Metazoa, Arthropoda, Insecta, Thysanoptera, Thripidae. Gene Ontology annotation, molecular function: signaling receptor activity; neurexin family protein binding. The record is from RefSeq and is a predicted model, not a curated record.
GGUCUCGGCUCGGCUGCUGCGCACUGCGCCCCUCUGCCUCGUGUUUGCGCGGGCGUCGCCGUCGUCGCGGGUCGUGCGUAGCGACGUCGCACCGCCGCCGCGGCGCCCCCCUCCUCCGGCGCGCCGGGUCCGGUCGGCGUGGCCGCGCCCCCCGCCGGCUCCGCUGUCGUCGCGCCCGCCCUCCCGGCCAGCCCUCGUGGCCCGCCCCCGCGGCCCGCCCCCGCACCGCCGGCUCCGCUGUCCUCGAGUGCGUGUCGCGCCCCCCCGGCGUGCCUGUGCCGAGGGCGCCGUGGCCUCGCGCGGGCCCGACGGACUCCUCCCCGGCCCAGCGCUGCCCGCCCCGCCGCCGCCGUCGCCGUGCCCAUGGAUUAUCGGAUGUACGCCUUGGCUCCGCCUCGCCCCCGCGCCGCUCUAUGAGGAUGUGACGGGGGGCGGGCCCAGGAUGCGUGCCGGCGUGCUGGUGCCCUGCGUGGCAGCGCUGCUCAUGGCGCUGCUUGCCACGCCGUGCGCCGGCGACCCGGCCGCCCCCGCCGCCGCCCCCGCUGCCGCCCCUGCUGCCGCACCCGCCGCAAUGCCCAUCCCGGCACAGCCCCAGCUCAACUCGAGGAUCGUGCGCACCAAGUACGGGGACGUGAGAGGUAUCAUCGUGACGCACGAAAACCGCCAUCUGGAACCCGUGGAGGUGUACCGCGGCAUUCCCUACGCCAUGCCGCCGGUGGGGUCGCUGCGCUUCAUGCCGCCCGUGUCCGGCGCGCAGUGGCAGGGCGUGCGGCUGGCGCACCAGUACCCGCCCGUGUGCCCGCAGCGCCUGCCGGACAUCGCCAACGAGACGGACGCCGUCCAGCGGAUGCCGCGGGGCCGGCUCGACGCCCUGCGCCGCUUGCUGCCGCUACUAGCCAAUCAGAGCGAGGACUGCCUGUACCUCAACAUCUUCGCGCCGACCGAAGUGGGAACCCGGGAGAACGUGCGUCUGGCGCCAGUCAUCGUUUUCAUCCAUGGCGAAUCGUACGAGUGGAACUCCGGGAAUGUCUAUGAUGGCAGCGUGCUAGCAUCGUACGGUGGGGUGGUUGUCGUCACAGUCAACUACCGAUUGGGUGUGCUAGGAUUCCUGAACGUGAACCAGGACCCACACUCCCGCAGUCCCGCAAACUAUGGCCUGAUGGACCAGAUCGCCGCCCUCCAUUGGAUCCAGGAGAAUGUAGCUGCUUUCGGAGGAGACCCGCACAAUGUAACGCUGCUGGGCCACGGCACCGGGGCAGCCUGCGUCCAUUUCCUCAUGAUGUCAAGCGCAGUUCCGGACGGUUCUCAGAGAGUCAAAAUAUUUGGCUUAUACCAUCGAUCGGAGAUCCUAGCCACCAUCCUCAAUGAGUACACGGACUGGGAGAGGCCCGUGCAGCACCCCGUCAACCUCCGUGACGAGACUCUGGAGGCGCUGUCCGACGCGCAGGUCGUGGCGCCUGUCGUACUCACGGCUGACGUGCAUUCCAAUACAGCCAGCAACAAGACUUUCCUUUAUGUGUUCGACUACCAGACCAAAUAUGGUGACUACCAGCAGCGCCAGGGCUGUAUCCACGGCGAGGACCUUGCCUACGUAUUAGGUGCGCCGCUCUCGGCUGGAUUACGGCACUCCCACCUGCCCAGGAACUUCACCAAGUCUGAGGCAAUGCUGUCCGAGGCCACCAUGAACUAUUGGAUCAACUUUGCUCGCACGGGCGAACCUCGACCCGCACUUAACUCGCUGAUUGCCGUGUGUCUGACGGUCUGGUGUGCAUUCCUUUGCGCAGAGCCCAAGCCGCGCAUCAAGAGCCACUACCGCGCGCACCGCCUGUCGUUCUGGCUGCACCUGGUGCCCGAACUGCACCGGCCCGGCGGUGAGGGCGUGCCCCUAGGCCAUCAUCAGAUGCCCGGCGACCCCCCGGAGCCACCGCCGGGGCCUGCGUGGCCGCUUCCAGGUCCAGGGCGGGGGAGGCCUUCCAGUGAGCAGCAGCAGCCCGCCAACGUCACGAGCAGGGAGGCUGCCAACACGACGAGAGUCGUCACCGCCGACACCAAGCAGCGCGCCCAGCCGCAGCCCAACCCUCCCGGCACGGGUGAGGGCGCGGCCGGCAUCCCCCCGCCCGCGCCCGACCCCACCCCGUCCGCCGGCGGGACGGACGACGGGUUCGCCGCCUACUCCACGGCCCUGUCCGCCACGGUGGCCAUCGGCUGCUCGCUGCUGCUGCUCAACGUGCUCGUGUUCGCCUGCGUCUACCACCAGCGCGACAAGCCGCACGAGAACUGCCGUGCCGCGGAGAGCUCCAACAACUCGUUCCGCUCGCAGGGCUCGGGGACGCUGCAGUCGGCCCUCAAGCACAAGAAGAGGCCCGUGGAGAACGGCACGCCGCGGGGCAUGUGCAAGGCCGAGCACCUCCAGUCCUGCGUUAUGACGGGCGGGCCGCCGUCGCUCAAGACGUUCCUGGGCGACGCCAGCGGCCACCCGCUCCAUCGGCAGCACCACUUCCACCUGCACUGCGGGCCUGGCUGCGGGCCGGUGGGGCCCCCGGGCUGCCCGGGCGGCGUGCCGUUGACCCACCAGCUGGCUCACUCGCACUCCAUGCACCAGCUGCCGCCGCCCGACUUCGACGACCUGCCGGCCCAGCAGAGCUUCAUGCUGUCGGCUUUCGGCGGCUCGGCGACGCUGCCCCGGCCGCCGCCGCCGCCCAAGAUGGCCAAGCUGCCUCCGCUGCAGUGCGAGGCCGGCGGCGGCGGCGGCGAGGACCAGCCGCUCCUGUCGGCCUCGGCGCACAACCUGCACACGCUCGUCGGCAAGAAGUCCACGACGCCGGACGUGGCGUGCGGUACGGGUGCGCGCGGCGGCUGCUCCGGCGGCUCCGUGGUCGGCGUCGGCCCCGGCGCGCUGGGCACGAUCCGGAGGAAAGGCCACGGACAGCGGGGCCCCGGGCCGCCCGGCCAGUACUGCGCCAGCCAGAUGGAGGAGCUGCGGGUCUGACAGCAGGCCGCGGCGGCCGGCACCCGGAACAGCGUCCGCUUCGCUCCGGACGCCAAGGGAGGCGAGCACGACGAGUUCGGCAUCGCGCUGAGGACGUUCAGGUCGUCGUCGGCCUGCUAGCGGGCGUGGCGGGGCGCCGCCGCGGGGCCCUGGUGGGCCGGCGGGCCCGGGGGGCCGUGCGUGGCCCGCGGCGAUUACUCGCUGGCGCCCGUCCAGGUGCUUUGGCCCCACGGCCGCCGCGCCCGACCCAACCCGACCCGCGCGAACCCGCUCGCCUGCUGCCUAUUUCUUGUUGAAAACUUUCCGACCAAAAGUGCGUGCAAGCGGUAGCAAGUGGCCGUUCCCGCCUGGCACGCCUCGCCCCUCGCCUCGCGCUGACGCCCCAUAAUGGAGAGGGACCUUGUCCUUCAGACUCUUCCAAAACUGCGUCAAUUGUGGCUGGGAGCCGUCGCCGCUGCUUUGGGCAUGAAAGCAGUCCAGAGCAUCUUCUGUUGGUCUUCCUGACCAUAAAAGCAAUGGGUGAUAAUUAUUAGCUCUUACUUUGUUUAUUUUACCCUCCUUUACUUUUCAAAUAAAUUAUCGGCUAAUGUUCUUUAUUUUUGUGUCGUCUGUUUUUAAUUUUGCGUAAGUGACCCUGUAAAAAUGAGUUUUGUUAAUUUUGGUAGCGUAAAGGAAAAGGCUAGUGGUUGACUUUGUUUGCUAUUACCUGGAUGGGUGUAUAAUGGUAGAACAAUCAAUAAUCUGUAACUGUUGAAUGUUGGCCCAUAAGCUUGACAUAUCCCAUGGUUCUCAUUUUAGAACCUACAAAGAAAACUUUUGAAAUUCAUCAAGCACCUUCUGAAACUAAUAGUUUUAAAAUUUCAGACGUGGAGAGCUUCAGAUGAAAUGCAGUAGCAUGAAGUUAGUGAAUAAAACUGGUACUCAUAAGUUUCUCAGGGGCCUAAGUAAAAAUCAGUGCAUCUUAAGUAAAUAAUUGAAUUGCAUGAAGAGAAAUCAAUGCUUAAUAAGCCCUUCUAGGGGACAAAAUAAGUGUGAUUUGGGACCAUAUUUUUUUAAUUCUGAAAACUUCUUGAAAUGUCCACAACAUGUAAUUUAUUUAAAAAAUGUAAACUGGGCAGUUUACAGAACCUGACUGUCUUCAGGAAUGCGUGAGCACCUGAGUUCACUGAAUUCCAUUAUGAGCUAAAGAAAACUUUAUAUGUUACAUAUACUUGGCUCAAUCAAUUUUAAUGUGUAUUAUCUCUGUAAAUAGUAAUUUAUAAAGGAACGCAGAAGCUUUGUCCAAGUCCAAAAAAAGCCUGCAAACUGUAAAUUUGUACACAAGUAAUAUGUAAUAAAGAUUUUCAGUUGUUAUA